Messenger RNA from Phytophthora sojae, 1148 nucleotides. RefSeq lists its product as hypothetical. Lineage: Eukaryota; Oomycota; Peronosporomycetes; Peronosporales; Peronosporaceae. Gene Ontology annotation, molecular function: phosphatidylinositol binding. The record is from RefSeq and is a predicted model, not a curated record. Bases 122 to 1045 code for a protein of 307 amino acids. The transcript has a single exon.
CCAGGCGGAGCAGGCACCAGAUAGUGCUGCCCGGUGUGGUCAGCAUCCCGCAACCGCCAGCGCGCCUUUCGACCAUCGGUUCGCCCGCGCUCAUCUGCUUAAGCUGCCGGGCCUGUAACCCAUGGCGCUGAGGAAGUCUAUUUCGCUGCCGAUCGCACCGCCCAUCAAGCUGCACCGCCGCAAGUCGGUGCAGGAGGAGCAAAUGAGCCGCUCUUUCUCCUUCACCAAGCGCCGCGUGGAGCGGCAGCCGUCGCGCCUCACGCUGACGCAGACCAUGGAGCAGACGCUGCUGGACAGCGUGCACGUCGAGUUCAUCAAGGCCGUGGUGCCCGGCCAGAACAAGCUCUCGAGUCCGCGCUACGUCAUGCGCAUCAGCAACACGGCGCUGGACCAGACGUGGGAGAUGGCACGGACGUUCAAGGAGUUCUACGAGCUCAAGGAGGCGAUCGCCAAGGUGCUGGACUACGGCCACUUCUGUCCGUCCAACUGCCCGUGGCUCUACAUGUACGCCGCGCACCACUUCCCACGCCGCCGCAUCUUCCGAUCGCGCAGCCCUACGGUGAUCUCCGGCCGGCUAUCCGAGCUGCAGACGUACUUCUCGACGCUGCUGCGCAUGGCCAAGCAGAACCGCAACCUCGAGUGCCCCGUGUCGUCCACCAAGCUGCCGCAGCUCAUCUACGACUUCCUGUUCGAGGGCAUGGUCUUCGAUCGCUCCGACUUCACGCGAUUGAGCGAACGCCUGUCGGUUGUCGGCCGCGAUAGCAGCUUCCUGGACAACGACCCGACACAAGAUCCGGACGAGUGCUUCAUUUGUCGCAAGGCUCUUGUCGGCGACGACACCGUGUCGAUCGUGCCGGCCGCACCAAGCAGCAACAGGGGUGCUUCAAGCUUCAAUAGCAAGGUUGACAAGCACGUGAUGGCGGGUCUCACCACACUCGAGUGCAGCCAUUGCUUCCACGACGAGUGCAUCCUCGCCAAGCUCAACGAGUCGCUGCAUUGCCCGCUCUGCGUCGCGCAGACCAGCCCUCCUCAAUCCGCUGCCUAGUAAGGAUAUCAUGUGCAGUAUGUUAACGUCGCUUGGUGCAGCCAGCCACGCGUGCAUGUUCAUAAAAUCAAAUGGGAAAGGUGUAUUCAACCACCAGUGUUAA